This is a messenger RNA of Contarinia nasturtii (swede midge), 2244 nucleotides long. It is a transcript of the gene Dhap-at, whose product is annotated as dihydroxyacetone phosphate acyltransferase. The transcript has 6 exons. Lineage: Eukaryota; Metazoa; Arthropoda; Insecta; Diptera; Cecidomyiidae. Gene Ontology annotation, cellular component: mitochondrial membrane; peroxisomal membrane. Bases 151 to 2136 code for a protein of 661 amino acids. Gene Ontology annotation, molecular function: glycerone-phosphate O-acyltransferase activity. The record is from RefSeq and is a predicted model, not a curated record. Gene Ontology annotation, biological process: ether lipid biosynthetic process.
UGCUCAGUGCGCAACUGCUCGUUAAAGGGUUUAGUUGUUCAUUGUUUUUCUUUUUACUUUGACGAAAGCAAUUACUUAAUUUUGUCUUGAAUUUUUAUUAUUAUCUGCUUAUGUUCGGCAGUUAUAGAGAACAAUAAAUAAUCUAGAGCCAUGGAAAACUUUGUGAAUUUAAUAGAAGGUGAUCGUUUGCCUGAUAUGGGAAAAUAUUGGCAACCACUUAUUCCAUAUAAAUUUGAAAAUUUACUGACGCCGGAAACAUUAAAGACUACCGUAUUGCAUAGCGAAGAGGUCGACCGUAUAUGUAAAUUCUAUAGCGAUGGUGACGAUAAAAAAGAGGCUCAAUUACGACGUAUAAUUAAAUUGCAACUUGAAGAGAUAGGGUUUAAGCGGAAAAUGACUGUAAUUCGUUUUUUGGGAAUUAUGUUGAAUAAAAUUUUGCUACAAAUGACACAUGGAGUGUAUGUGAACCGAAAAUCAUUAGAGCUGGUGAAAAGAGAAUUGGCUCAGAGCCGGUGCCCUGUUUUAUAUUUACCAACUCAUCGAAGCUAUUUGGAUUUUAUUUUGAUGUCAUAUAUUUGCUUUGCGCACGAUCUUGAAAUACCGGCAAUCGCAGCAGGCAUGGAUUUUCAUGGAAUGGUGGGAAUGGGAUCAAUGCUGCGAAAUACUGGAGCAUUCUUUAUGCGACGGUCAUUUUCGUCCGAUAAAAUGUAUUGGGAAGUCUUUCGAGAAUAUGCUCGUACAUUAAUUUCACGAUAUCAUUCGGGGGUUGAAUUUUUCAUUGAGGGCACAAGAAGCAGAAGCUGUAAGGCAUUAUCUCCGAAAAUUGGUCUACUCUCAAUGAUGCUUGAAACGUUUAUGAAACGAAAAGUGUUCGAUAUUCUUGUUGUGCCCGUCGGAAUUUCCUAUUGUCGCCCUUUUGAAGAAAAGCUUUUUGCAUACGAGCUGCUUGGUGUACCAAAGCCAAAAGAAUCAACUCGUGGUUUAUUCAAAGCAUUUGAAAUAAUGGACAGUUGCCAUGGAAAGAUGUUUGUUAAUUUUGGAAAAACAAUUUCUCUGCAUGAAUACUUUGAAAAAGAUCCGUCAAUAUAUUGGUCUCCAAAUGAACCAUUUGCACAAAACCUAACAAAGGAGCGUCUGCAGUUGAUAAGUGCACUGUCUUGUCACAUUGUUGACAAGCAGCAGCAGCUUAUUGUUUUAAACACAUUCAAUUUGAUUGCUAUUUAUUUCGCUUAUCGUUCUAUGAUCAAUGAAAAAUGCAAUCGUGAUCAGUUAAAAUACGGUAUCGGCCUCCUCGUUAAUUUCUUGAAGAAAUUUGAAGUUUUGCUAGCGCUUGAAAUUCCAUCAAAAAGUGAUUCAGAUAUAACUGAUUCGUUGGAAAUACACGCAAACGUACUACAAUUUAAAUCGAAAGAAGCUAAUGCACCAUUGUCAUUGGUAUUUGGACCGAUCGUUGCUUCAAGUAACAUCGACCCAUCAAAUCUAAAAGGACAUAGUUUGUCUCCGCAUACGAUGCAAAAUACAUUACCCUCUUUUCUUUUACAAAUUUAUGCAAAUCCAUGCAUGUACUGGUUGCAUCAGCCGGCUUUUUAUGUAUUAGUUCGAAGAUUGGGUGGUCGUUCCCAAGAAGAAGUAGUCACCGAAAUCGAUCAAUUGAAGCGGAUAUUUUCGUCUGAAUUCAUUACGAGAAAAUGUACCCAAGACACGAAGAAAAUAGUUGAAAUUAUGGAUUCAAUGAAUAUCUCAGAAAAUAUGGAAUUGGAAAAUGUACUACUUACAUCAAUCCUUCCAUUUGUUUUCUGUUAUUUCAAUGUCGUUCAAGUGAUCAAGAAUCAGUUGUCAUCGAAACCAUUCAAAGAUAAGGAUCUCUUCGUAAGGGCGCAAAUGUAUGUUGAAGCACGUCUAAAUGGUAACGCUGAAUUUGUUCAUCCAUAUUGUUUGUCGUUGGAUUCCAUUUCAAAUGCGUUGCAUUCACUUGUUGCAAAUAACUGCGUCACAAAGAAAACAAUCACCAAUGCUGUUCAAUACACGGUGAAUUUGGAUGCAAUAAAUCAACUCGACGAUAAUCUUCGUCGAUUGUGUUCUAUAUUAAGACAUUUCAACGGGCUUAGCAAUUAUAAUAGUAGAGCAAAACUUUAGAUUAACCAGAUAAGUCAUUGUGCAUUUGUAUUAUUUUAAAAGGUAUUCGAUCUAUUUCGGGUGGUUGAGGAAAUUGAUUAAUUUUAGACAGAAUUUUUUUAUUGUCAU